Messenger RNA from Terrapene triunguis (Three-toed box turtle), 6282 nucleotides. RefSeq names its product TBC1 domain family member 4 (gene TBC1D4). Lineage: Eukaryota; Metazoa; Chordata; Testudines; Emydidae. Bases 373 to 4200 code for a protein of 1275 amino acids. The record is from RefSeq and is a predicted model, not a curated record. The transcript is spliced from 20 exons.
ACCAGCCAGGCGGUGGCGGCGGGACAGCAGCAAGAAACAGCGCUUGCUUGCUCGCGUCGCUGCCUGCAGAGCGGGUCUCGCCGGGGACCUUGCAGCAGCAGCCCAGGCGGGGCGGAGGGGGUGUGACAGCCGCGAGCUCAGGCGUAGGAAGGCUGAGGGGCAGUAGCAGCUCCCGCGGAGUCCUGCCCUGCGAGUGCAACGGGGGGAAGCCAAGCAGGAUGCACGGUUAGGGGGUCCCCGCUCCCCGGAUCAGCUGUGCCUGCCUAGGCCCCUCUGACUGCACCUGGGGGCCGCUCUCCCUUUGCCCGGGUCAGCGGCUGGAGGCUGUUCCGCAGCACGUUGCACUCCCCGGCUGCUGCCUGGGGACUUACCAUGGAGAAGAAGGGCCAGGAUGAGCCGCUCCCUCACCCCUUGGAGCCGGAGCCGCAGCCUCAGCCCGGGGGGAGGGCGAUGGGGGAGAAGCGCUUCAAGCUGUGGUAUGUGGGUUGGUCCUGCCUGGACAGACGGACCACGCUGCCCAUGCUCCCCUGGCUGAUGGCCGAGAUCCGCAGGCGCAGCCAAAGGCAGGACCCUGGCGGACCCCUGGGUAGCUCGGUGCCCGCCCGGGAGGUGCUGCUGCUCCUGGGCUCCCCGAACCUCCGCUGCGUCCCCGCCACCUCCAGCGGCAGCCCGGGCAGCGCCAACCCGGCCGUCUUCAUCUUCGAGCACAAGGCGCAGCACAUCUCCCGCUUCAUCCACAACAGCCACGACCUCACCUACUUCGCCUACCUGAUCAAGGCGCAGCCCGACAACCCCGAGUCGCAGGUGGCCUGCCACGUGUUCCGGGCCACUGACCCCAACCAGGUUCCUGAUGUGAUCAGCAGCAUAAGGCAAGUGUCCAAAGCAGCCCUGAAAGAGGAUGCCAAGCCUGGUAAGGAUAGUGAAGAUGCCUUCUACAAUUCCCAAAAAUUUGAGGUUUUGUACUGUGGAAAGGUGACUGUGGCCCAUAAGAAAGCCCCCUCCACUCUAAUUGAUGAGUGCAUUGAGAAAUUCAGUCUACACGAGCGCCAGCGCCUGAAACUGUUGAGUGAGCAGCGGAGCACAGAUUCCAGCUCCGACUUAACCUUGUAUGAAGGAGACGUGCCAGCUUCUCUGUCAGAUAGUCCAUUUGAGGAGCUAGAUGGCACGAGCACCACCAUCGGGAACACUGGGAUCCUUACAAUUGGAGGCCAGACCAACCUGGCUGGCACCCGUGUCUCCUUCCCCGAGCGAAUUUUGGAGGAUUCUGGCUUUGAGCAUCAGGAAUUCCGCUCCCGGUGCAGCAGCGUCACUGCAAUUAUGCAAAGGAGGGUUCAUGAUACCAGCCUGAAAACACAGCCACGCAGGAGACAUGCAAGUGCACCCAGUCAUGUUCAACCCUCAGACUCUGAGAAGAACCGAACAAUGUUAUUUCAGGUUGGACGAUUUGAAAUUAACCUCAUCAGCCCAGACACCAAAUCUGUUGUGCUUGAAAAGAAUUUUAAAGAUAUCUCCUCAUGUUCUCAGGGUAUACAACAUGUUGAUCACUUUGGUUUUAUUUGUCGGGAAUCUAUUGAACCUGGGAUAAACCAGUAUGUUUGCUACGUGUUCCAGUGUGCAAGUGAAUCUUUGGUUGAUGAGGUAAUGCUUACCCUGAAACAAGCCUUUAGCACUGCUGCAGCUCUACAGAAUGCCAAGACUCAGAUUAAACUGUGUGAGGCCUGUCCUAUGCACUCAUUGCAUAAACUCUGUGAAAGAAUUGAAGGUCUUUACCCACCAAGAGCCAAACUUGUAAUUCAGAGACACUUGUCAUCACUUACUGAUAAUGAGCAAGCCUACAUUUUUGAACGUGUUCAGAAAAUGAAGCCUGUCAGUGACCAGGAAGAAAAUGAGCUUGUGAUCUUACAUCUGCGACAGUUGUGUGAAACGAAACAAAAGACGCAUGUCCAUAUUGGCGAGGCACCAUUGAACAUUUCAAACAGUGCAAUCCCAGAAAACACUGCCAGUGGUGGCCGGUUUAAACUCGACAUUCUGAAAAACAAGGCCAAGAAAUCCUUGACUAGUUCUCUGGAAAAUAUCUUCUCAAGGGGAGCUAGCAGAAUGCGAGGCCGUCUGGGCAGCAUGGACAGCUUUGAACGGUGCAGCAGCCUUACUUCUGACAAGGACUGUUCACCCGGGGAGUCUCCUCCGGCCACUCCUCCAGCUUCCCCCGUGUCCUCGGUCUGGCAGCCAUUUCCCGAAGAGGACUCCGAUUCUCCUCAGUUUAGAAGGCGUGCACAUACUUUCAGCCAUCCAACGUCCAGUGCCAAGAGGAGGAUUACUUUCCAGGACGGGAGGUCCCAGAGUGUUAAGUCUCCACUUCUGAGACAGAAUUCUAUAGAGCAGAGCAGUCCUGUGCCUUUAGCUCGACGACGAUAUGGUAGUGAGAGUGGACUUCCCUCUUCCUUCUCUGCCCCCUCUUUCCUGAAAAGCUUUUACCAGAGCUCAGGCAGGCCGCUCCAGCAGUCAGAAAAUGACCUUUCCAAGAGUGAUGGGGAGGGAAGGAAAAGGACCUCGUCUGUCUGCAGCAAUGAGUCUCUAAAUGCCAGUGGGGUCACUCUUACCCCCCGCCGCAUCUCCUGGCGGCAGCGAAUCUUCCUGCGGGUUGCUUCACCCAUGAACAAAUCUCCCUCAACAAUGCAGCAUCAAGAUGGGCUUGAGGGGAAUGAAUUGUUGCCACUGUCCCCUCUUGCUCCAGCCUUGGAGGAGGACCCUCUUUCUUUGAUAUUGCAAAAUGAGGAUGCCCCAGAUAAGGCUGGCGGGAGAAAAAAAUCGGAAGAGUUGCAGAGUCUGUGGAGAAAAGCUAUCCAUCAACAAAUCCUACUGCUUCGAAUGGAAAAAGAAAACCAGAAGCUGGAAGCAAGCAGAGAUGAACUCCAAUCAAGAAAAGCUAAAUUGGACUACCUUGAAGUUGGUACAUGUCAGAAAGAUGUCAUAAAUAUCUGGGAUAAGAAGUUAUUAAACUGCAGAGCCAAAAUCAGAUGUGACAUGGAGGAUAUUCAUACCACUCUGAAAGAAGGUGUACCAAAAAGCCGCCGGGGAGAAAUUUGGCAAUUUCUAGCUGUACAACAUCGCGUAAGACAUAGACUGCCAAGCAAACAACAACCUCCUAACAUCUCAUACAAAGAACUCUUGAAACAGCUGACAGCUCAGCAACAUGCUAUCCUUGUAGAUCUAGGCAGGACAUUCCCUACACAUCCUUACUUCUCUACACAGCUGGGAGCAGGGCAGCUGUCACUUUUUAAUCUCCUGAAAGCUUAUUCUUUGCUGGACAAGGAAGUGGGUUAUUGCCAGGGUAUCAGUUUUGUGGCUGGAGUACUGCUUCUACACAUGAGUGAGGAGCAAGCCUUUGAAAUGCUGAAAUUCCUCAUGUAUGAUCUUGGCUUCCGUAAACAGUACAGGCCAGACAUGCUGUCACUACAGAUUCAGAUGUAUCAACUUUCAAGACUCCUCCAUGAUUAUCACAGAGACCUCUAUAAUCAUCUUGAAGAGAAUGAAAUCAGCCCCAGUCUUUAUGCUGCACCCUGGUUUCUCACGUUGUUUGCUUCUCAGUUUCCAUUAGGAUUUGUAGCCAGAGUUUUUGACAUUAUCUUUCUUCAAGGAACUGAAGUCAUAUUUAAGGUAGCUCUGAGUCUACUUAGCAGCCAAGAAGCACUUGUAAUGGAAUGUGAGAGCUUUGAGAAUAUUGUUGAUUUCCUUAAAGGCACUAUCCCAGACAUGACUAAGCUUCAAAUGGAAAAGAUUAUUACCCAGGUUUUUGAGAUGGAUAUUUCCAAACAGCUUCAUGCCUAUGAAGUAGAAUACCAUGUACUACAGGAUGAGCUGCAGGAAGGUUUGAAUCCCUGUGAUGAUGGUGAACCUUUGGAUAAAUUGGAGAGGGCCAACAGUCAGCUAAAGAGGCAAAAUAUGGACUUGUUGGAGAAGCUACAGAUAGCUCAUGCUAAAAUUCAGAGUCUGGAAUCCAACCUGGAAAACAUAUUGUCUCGAGAGAACAAAAUGCGGAGCUUAAUCCAGUCGCUGGAACAAGAGAAGAUGGCAUAUCAAAAGACUGUUGAGCAAAUAAGAAAAUACCUGCCAGCAGAAGCACUGUCCGACUGUGAACUGCUGCUGAAGGAAGUAAAUGCCAACCCAAACAAUAGAACAAUGCAAGGAAAUAAGCCAUAAGUAAGAAUUGCAGGUGGUAUAAUUUCAGAUAUGAAGGGAAAGCAAAGAUAUGUAUGCUGCUAUAAAAGAACUCAGAAGGCAGCAGGUAGUGGUUUGCCUAAAACCGGUGCUGGGACACUCAUAGCAGCAGAUGGGCCUUGUCACUCUCAUUAUGCAAAUCCCAGGUUAUCAAAAUAGAUUUUUUUUUAAUAGUUGUGUACAUAUAUCACAAUGGGAAAUAAAGAACUGUUGCAUUUAAUUGUGACAAGUAGAUGUAUAUUUAGAGUUGAUUUAAAGGAAAAGGUCAGAACUUCAUUAAUAAAAGCCAAAGUGGUGGUAAAUUAAAAUUUCAUUCUAGAUGCAUAUCUUUUGUCUUGUAGCAAAAUGAGGAUAAUGUGUCUUUUAUAUAUAAAUUGUAUAAUACUUGAAAAAGAUGAAUGUAUUUUUUUCCUCCAAAGAACAGCAUGUUUCACAUGUUUUGUGGAAUUCUGUGUAAACUCGUGUGUCUGUGUCUGUCAUUAAUUCUACUGACGUGUGUGUAUAUAACAAUAACUAAGGCUGACUGUCACCAUGUGGCUCUUAGAGGGAGAAUUAUAAUGCCAUAUGCUGCCUGGAAUGUGCCAGUCAGGGUGUUACUCCCGCAUACCCGUUGAAAUUGACAGGCAUUAUGUCACAGUUAUGCCUAAAGAACUCAAAAGACUGAAAACCCAGGAAAAAGCAAGACUCAGAAAAGUGGUUGUUACCUCACUUCCUGCCUCUCCCACCCCAGGAGUUUGACAGUAGAAGCUGAAGGAAGGAAAUAGGGCUGCAGAGUGGUCUGCACUCUGAGCUUAAUUUCCCACAGGUGACAUGUUGUGGUAAUGUAUUUAAAACUGGACACGGUUUUCAAAUUGCAAGAGAAACCUUGUAAGACCUUCUGUUGUCACGCAGUUCACUGAUUCCCCCAACAGUUAUAUAGCUAAUUUUUGGGGGGUGGGAGGUGUAAUGGGGCACUGGAUAAAGUGGGGAGCUAGGAUUUCUAAACGUUCUGAAUCCCCAAAUACAUCGUGAUAAAGACAUACAUCAGAUAAUUUUCAGGCUUGUGCUGUGAAACUGUAUAGGAAGAGGAUUAGCUAGCCAGACUUUAAAUGUUAUGUACCUUUCAAUUUAAAGCAUCCGUUUGAAACACACAUUUGAAAGGAGGUAUUAUAAAUGCAGCUUAAUGCUUUUGGGCUAUUCCUGUAUUCUGUUACCACCACUUCUUUGUAAACUUAUUUUAAUUAUCCUGUCAUGAGUGAAUCUGUCCUAGACAGAGGAUGGUAAGUCCAGGUCAUUUCUUAGAGUGUAUGUAUGUCAACCAAAGGACAAUAAGUAAGAUGCCUACAGAUUUGAAAAAGCCAGUUGUGAUUAGUGUAAAUCUGCAAGAAGGUUUAUUUGUAUGUAGUAGACAUGUAUUUUGGAAUUCAUGUCAGAGUUGUUACUUGAAUGUUAAAAUGGAUCAUGUUAUCUUACCAUUUAUGCUAUAUUCCAGGCAGGUUUUUUUGUUUUGUUUUUUAAGAAUAAAAAUCAAGCAAAGUGCCAAAUUCAGCAAAAUGUCAUUUAUGCAUAAGAUUGAUUGGAAAGCAAAUGUUGAAUGUAACUGCUUUCUAUGUCACAAUGCUUUAUGUUAAUUUCAAGGAAAAAAAGAGCAACAGAAUCACUGCUUUGCUGCUCAUUGCUGCAGGGUUUAGUUUUAUUUCCACGGUGGUUUUCUUAUUUGGUAGUACUCAUUCAAUCACUGUAUUUAUCUUUCUUAUUACAGUCGGGUGCAAGCUCUUACACUGUGGAUAAAAUUACAUGGAAUCUGACUUGGUAUUUCAAUAAUGUUUCAUUGCACGAGAUGGAAAAAUGCCAAGUGAAGAGGCAAUUCUUUGCAGUUUGUUCAAAGUAAAUUUUAGCUAAUAUGUAUAUACGGAACUAAUCCCAGGGAACUGCAGUACAGUGUAUUACAAGAUCAAGGGUAUUCAGAUACAUACUACUACUACUUUUUUUUUUUUUUUUUAGAUGCACUGAAUGUGCUUUAUCCUCUGUUUCACUUAUAUCAAUUUUUUUCAUGUGAUGCCUGGAGAAUUUCCAAUAAAUUUA